This is a messenger RNA of Oncorhynchus gorbuscha (pink salmon), 4973 nucleotides long. RefSeq names its product serine/threonine-protein kinase PRP4 homolog. Gene Ontology annotation, biological process: peptidyl-threonine phosphorylation; mRNA cis splicing, via spliceosome; peptidyl-serine phosphorylation. The transcript has 15 exons. NCBI's taxonomy places the organism in Eukaryota, Metazoa, Chordata, Actinopteri, Salmoniformes, Salmonidae. Gene Ontology annotation, molecular function: ATP binding; protein serine/threonine kinase activity. The coding region runs from base 32 to 3082 and encodes 1016 amino acids. The record is from RefSeq and is a predicted model, not a curated record.
GAAGGACCCCCGCCUUCCCCGGCUGAGGAAAAUGGCCGACGUAGAGCUGGAAAUCGAGUCUACAAGAAUGAAUAAUAAUGGAAACGAACACGUGAAAGAAGAUUUGGAGAGCAAUGAGAAGACUGGGAGCGAGGAGGAGAGUGUUGAAAAUUCUGAAGAUGAAGAGGACGAUAAAGAGGUUGGAGAGGGGGCAGCUGAAAUGAAUGGAGAAAAGACAGCAGAGAGGUCCAAACAUUACAGCAGUGGCAGCAAACACAAGAAAAAGAAGCACAAACACCGCAGCAAGCACAAAAAACACAAACACGCCUCCGAAGAGGACAAGGACCGCAAGCGCAAACAUAGACACAAACACAAGAAACACAAACGUAAAGAUGGCUCUUCUCCAUCCGCCCCUGGCGUCAACAGCUCCUUCAGCCACAGAAAAACGGACAUAUCUCCUGUAUCUGAUGACAAGGCUUUAUUGGAGGAGUUGGAGAAACAGAGGGCCAUGAUCAAAGCAGAGCUAGACAGCCAGAUGAUGGAGGGGGGCAAGGUGCAGUCAGGCAUGGGCCUCAUCCUACAGGGUUAUAACUCUGGCUCUGAGGAGGGAGAUGGAGAUGGGGGGGUCCGGAAUGGGGAGCAGCACCAGAGGGGCAGCAUGGCAAAGCCCCCCUCCCCCAGGGGUAGGAGUGGUAAAUCCAGACGGGACACCACAGAAGCAGGCAAGUCCAGCUCCAAGCGCCACAGUCGGAGCAAGUCUAGGGACAAGACUGGCAAGGAGUCCAAGUCAGACAAAACGACCAAAGGCACCAAAAACACUGCUGCCAAAGACCGUGGCUGCAGCAAAUCAAAAGAGAGGAAACGUUCCCGGAGCAGGUCCAAAGAGAGAAGCAAGAAGUCUCCUUCCCCCUAUAGCAGGAGAUCAGAGCAGAGGGGUGGCCGCUUGGAUAAACGCUCUUCGCCCCAGAACGAUGACAGACCAAACGCGGUGCACGGCAGCUGGAAGUCCAGAUCACGGGAGCGUCCAGGACGAUCGGAUGCGGAGAAAGAGCCGGACAAGAGGCCGACCAAGUCCCCGUUUAAGGACACCUCGUCAGGGAAAGAGAAUCGCUCUCCCCAAAGGCGAGGAGGAAGGGAGCUCAGCAGCCCCCAGAGGAGACGCAGCACCUCCCCACGCUCCACCAGAGACUCCCAACAGGCAUCAGCUUCAGCCUCUACCUCCAAACAGGGCUCUCCUUCCAGAGCAGCCAGGUCCCCAGCCAGGAGAGGCAGCAGUCGCUCCAUAGACGCCAGGAGGAGGGAUGCUGACAGACAGGGCUCCUCACCACUAAGGAAGCGAAUACGGCCAGAAGCAGGACCAGGGGGUAGAGCGAGGUCACGGGAGACCAGCCCCAGAGGUGCUCCCCAAGGUCGCAGGAUGAGCCGCUCUCCCUUCAGAAGAAGGUCUCCCUCGCCCUUCCGGAGACGGAGUAGAUCUCCACUGAGACGCAGGUCACCAGAGAGGGACAGGUACGGCCGUCUCAGACAGUACGGCAGGCGCUCCAACUCCCGGGACCGGGACAGGAGGAGGAGACAUGGCCGGGACGAGGACAAAUUCAAGGGCAGCCUCUCUGAGGGCAUGAAGGCCGACAAGGAGUCCUCCGAAGAGGAAGUGUUCGAGGAUUUUGACGGUGAGGAGGUGGAUGAAGAGGCUCUCAUAGAGCAGCGCCGCCAGCAGCGUCUAGCUAUCGUCCAGAAAUACCGUGGCGGCAACGAGGACAGCAUGACGUCUAUGGCGUCGGAUCCCAGUAGCCCCCAGAGCAGCACGCGGAGCCGCUCGCCCUUACCAGACGACAUCCUGGAGCGCGUGGCGGCCGACGUGAAGGAGUACGAGCUGGAGAACCUGGACACGUUUGAGGAGAACAUCAAGGCCAAGCAAGGCCUCAUCACACAGGAGAAGGAUGGACUUAAAAAGCCCUCAGCCCCUGAUAUGUUUACAGAAUCGGACGACAUGUUUGAAGCAGCCAUUGAUAGUGCCAGGAUGAGAGCAGCAGGUGUGGGGGGGAAGGACUUCAAAGAGAACCCCAACCUCCGGGACAACUGGACCGACGCAGAGGGUUACUACCGUGUGAACAUCGGGGAGACACUGGACAAGCGCUACGACGUGUAUGGCUACACAGGCCAGGGAAUGUUUAGCAAUGUGAUCAGGGGCAGGGACACGGCCCGCGCCGGACAGGAUGUGGCUGUCAAGAUCAUCCGCAACAACGAGCUCAUGCAAAAGACUGGCCUGAAGGAGCUGGAGUUCCUCAAGAGGCUCAACGACGCCGACCCAGAUGACAAGUUCCACUGCCUGCGCCUCUUCAGACACUUCUACCACAAGCAGCACCUGUGUCUGGUGUUUGAGCCCCUCAGUAUGAACUUGCGCGAGGUGUUGAAGAAGUAUGGUAAGGAUGUGGGCCUCCACAUCAAGGCUGUCCGCUCCUACACCCAGCAGCUCUUCUUGGCCCUCAAGCUCCUCAAACGGUGCAACAUCCUCCACGCUGACAUCAAGCCCGACAACAUCUUGGUGAAUGAGUCGAAGACCAUCCUGAAACUCUGCGAUUUUGGCUCGGCAUCCCACGUGGCGGACAACGACAUCACGCCGUACCUCGUCAGCAGAUUCUACAGAGCUCCCGAAAUCAUCAUUGGGAAGCCGUACGACUACAGCAUAGACAUGUGGUCGGUGGGCUGCACCCUAUACGAACUCUACACAGGCAAGAUCCUGUUCCCCGGCUCCUCCAACAACCACAUGAUCAAACUUGCCAUGGACCUCAAGGGCAAGAUGCCCAACAAGAUGAUCCGGAAAGGCCUGUUCAAAGACCAGCACUUUGAUCAGAACCUCAACUUCCUCUACAUUGAAGUAGAUAAAGUGACUGAAAGGGAGAAGGUGACAGUGAUGAGCACCAUCAACCCCACCAAGGACCUGUUGUGUGACAUGGUGGGGGGCCAGCGGCUGCCCGAGGAGCAGAGGAAGAAGGUCCUGAUCCUCAAAGACCUGAUCGACGGCACUCUGAUGCUGGACCCGGCCAAACGCAUCAGUAUCAACCAGGCCCUGCAGCACCCCUUCAUCCAGGAGAAAAUCUGACCUCAGACCAGCUCACACUACACCACUAGCCUGGUUCCAGAUCCAUUUGUGCUGUCUCGCCAACUAUGGUCAUUCUGAUGUCAAUUGCGUGACAACAACAACCAUUGGCAAAACAGAUCUGGGACCAGGCUACUAUACCACCACCACCCAGAGCAGCGAUGUCAGGUCAAAUACUGCAGUAUGGCAGCCAAAAAGACAAGACCAGACUCCUCAUUAAGAAUGUUAUGGAUGUAUAUUUUUCCCUCCCCUUAUUUUGAUUGAUGGGUACUAUAACCUGGUAUCUAGUUUUAUUGUAAAUAGGUCAUUGAAAAUUGACAUUCAAAAAAAUGUUUUAACUGGCAAUGAAAUGACAGAGAUUGACAGAAUAUAAUUAUUGUAAAUAUGUCUAUUGCGUUGUUGGAAGAAUCAGUGUUCAUCAGUCUAGAAAUUUGGGUCGUGUACUAGUCGCAUCAAGAAGAUGAUACAUAAUGGCACAUCUUCUGCAGUUUCUUUUUUAUGAUUACUAACAUUGCUCAUUCUGCUACGAUGCAUGCUUUUGAAUAUGCAUUCUUUCAUUGUGCCCUAGAUGUGUGUAGCGCAGGCCUGUGUAAUGUAAAUGCUCUGUGUGCGUAGCAGCAAUUAUGUCCCAUAUGUAAUGGCAGCACAAGCCCAAUUUCACAGGUCCCAGGCCUGUGCUUAAGGAAUGGACUCUCCUCAGAAAAAUAGGAAUGUUCCAUUUCAAGCACGGUCAUGUUAUUUUACAGAACAGCCUCGAUUGACUCCAAUGAUUUCACAACUUCUCUUUUAUUUCUCACUUUUUCUCUCUCUGACAUGGUCCUGACUAUAGGCUCUCAGCCUCGUGCAUGAGCCUUGUGUGUAAAACACAUAAAAAUGCCAGCUUGUGGAAGCCACCACUCUCCCUCAUUGCUCUCCUAUGUUGUGUUCACACAGUUUAUUGGGUACACCCAUGUAGUACCAGAUCGGAUUCCCCUUUGCCUCUAGAACAGCCUGGAUUAUUUGGGGCGUGGAAUCUACAAGUCUGAAACGUUCCACAGGGAUGUUGGUCCUUGCUAACGCAAUGGCAUCACACCACCGCCACCAGCCUGUACCGUUGACACCAGGCAGGAUGGGUCCUGCUGCGUAUUUACAUUUAAGUCAUUUAGCAGACGCUCUUAUCCAGAGCGACUUACAAAUUGCCAACUCUGACUCUGCCAUCAGCAUGACGCUUCAGGAUUCGACAGACCAGGCAAUUUUUUUCCACCUCUUUUUAUUUAUUUUUUAACCCCUUUUUCGCCCUAAUUUCAUGGUAUCCAAUUGGUAGUUAGUCUUGUCUCUUCGCUAACCCGGACCACGCUGGGCCAAUUGUGCACCGCCCCAUGGCUCUCCUGGUUGCGGCCAGCUGUGACAGAACCUGAACUCGAACCCAUAAUCUCUAGGCCCUAUUUUUCCACUUCUCAAUUGUCCAGUGUUGGUGAUCGCGAGUGGAACCCGGUGUGCUCGUCUGCCGCAAUAGCCCAACCGUGACAGGAAUCGACGAGAUCUGCGCUCCGAGAUGCCCUUCUGCACACCACACUGCCAUUAUUUGUCUGCUUGUGGCCAGCCUGUUAGCUUGCACGAUUAUUGCCAUUCUCCUUCGGCCCUUCACCAGUGAGCUGUUUUCGCACCAUUCUCGGGACACCCUACACACUGUUGUGUGUGAAAAGCCCAGGAGGCAGCUGUUUCUGAGAUACUGGAUCCGGCGUUCCUGGCACCGACGAUCAUAUGACAUACAAAGUCGCUUAGUCUUUUUGCCCAUUCUAACGUUCAACCGAACAGUAACUGAAUGCCUCGAUGCCUGUCUGCCUGCUUUAUAUACAGUCGUGGCCCAAAACAUUGAGAAUGACACAAAAAUGAAUUUCCACAAAGUUUGCUG